Linum tenue is the source of this 2433-nucleotide messenger RNA. NCBI's taxonomy places the organism in Eukaryota, Viridiplantae, Streptophyta, Magnoliopsida, Malpighiales, Linaceae. The record is from the annotation of a GenBank genome assembly.
AUGCCACCGCUGUUCAGCAACUCGGCAACCGCCGGGCUUCUCUCCGGCGGGAAACAGCAGGUCACUGUCUUCGUCAGCUCCGGCCCCGUCUUCCUCGCCACCGCCGCCGCCACCAAUCAUCAGAUCUUCCCCGUGGACUACCAGAAUCAGGUCUCACAGCGCAUCGUCGAUGCCGCCCACCGCAACGACGCUAAUUCAGCCCUCGACUGCCUCGCCGAUCCCUUCGUCGACGUCAACUUCGCCGGCACGGUGAGCCUCCGGUCGAAGAAGACCGAGGUCGUGCUCCACGGCGAGUCAGCUCACGAGGUCCGUGUCGAGUACGAGGAGUUCAAGACUGACGUCACUGCUCUCUUCCUCGCCGCCCACGCCGGCAACUCGCUGCUCGUCAAAAAUUUGCUGAGUCAUGGAGCUAAUCCAAAUCAGAAGCUGUUCCGAGGGUACGCCACAACGGCAGCAGUGAGAGAAGGCCAUUUGGAGAUACUGGAGAGGCUAAUGAAAGCAGGCGCGUGUCAGGAGGCAUGCGAGGAAGCUCUAAUGGAAGCGAGCUACUUAGGGCAGGCGAAGCCGGCCGAAUUGCUCAUGGGCUCCGACCUCAUACGGCCACGGGUCGCUGUUCAUGCGCUCGUAUCGGCCUCCUGCAGGGGUUUCGUUAAUGUGGUCGACGUGCUCAUUAAGGCAUUUACUCGAACACCUUGCUGUGGAGUAGAUGCCAAUGCAAUGGAUCGGGUGCUGCUUCAAUCUUCGAAGCCGUUGCUGCACACCAAUGUCUACAGCAAUGCUCUCGCUGCCGCCGUUGUUAGUAGACAGACCUCGGUAGUCAGAUUGUUGUUGCAGGCUGGCGUGAGACUGGACAUGAAAGUGCAAGUAGGAGCAUGGUCAUGGGACAUGGAAACCGGCGAAGAAAUCCGAGUGGGAGCAGGACUAGCCGAGGCCUACAACGUCACAUGGUGCGCGGUCGAGUAUUUUGAAUCCACCGGCGCAAUACUCCGCUUGCUCCUCACCCAUCUCUCCCCGAAUCUCUGCCACCUCGGCAGGACUCUCAUUCACCACGCCAUUCUCUGCAACAAUCCCCAAGCAGCCGAAGUCCUCAUUGCCUCCGGUGCGGAUACCGAAUACCCGGCGGCAACUUCAAAAACCCAACUCCGGCCAGUUCACUUGGCCGCUCGCCGUGGGUCCAACAGAAUCCUCCAACAGCUCAUCUCCAUCACCGGCUGCAACGUCGAUUCGAGGACGAAUUCUGGUCAAUCCGCGCUCAUGAUCUGCGCGGAGCACAAGCAGGAGGAAUGCCUGAAAGUGCUGGCCUCGGCCGGAGCCGAUUUCGGUCUGGUGGAUUCCGGUGGUGAGUCCGCCGUCUCCAUUGCGAGGAAGCACGAUUGGGGUCUAGGGUUUCAGCAGGCGGUAAUGGACGCAAUCCGAUGUGGGAAAGUCAUGAAAUCGAGCGAUGUUUCGGUUUUCUCGCCGUUGGCGUUCGCGAUUCGAGCAGGAGAUCUCCAGGCAUUGAAGCGGCUGACGGAGAAAGCGGAUGUGGAUCUCGACGAACAGGACGGAAAUGGAUUUACGGCUCUCAUGGUGGCCGCCGCCGCCGGCCACCUCGACGCCUUCAAAUUGCUGCUCCGGGCCGGAGCCGACGUGAAAUUGAGGAACAAAAAUGGGGAGACGGCAAUGUGCUUGGCCGAAUCAAAACUGAACCAGAUCGAAUUGUUCGGAAAGGCUCUGCUCGAGCACGAAUCAUCCAACAAUUGUAAGAACCCACCAAUCGGAAAUCACGCCCUGCAUCGCGCCGCCGUGCGAGGGGAAUUAGGGUUGGUCCAGGAUUUGAUCGGACAAGGAGGCACCGACGUCAACGCUGCCGACGGUGACGGGUACACUCCGUUGAUGCUCGCGGCGAGAGAAGGGCACGGGAAGGUCUGCCGGGUUCUGAUAUCGGCAGGAGCGGAGGUCGAUGCACGAAAUGCGAGGGGGGAGACGGCGCUAAUUUUGGCCCGGCGAAGUAAUAUCGGAGGCGGUGGAGGGGAGACGGCGGCAGAGGAGGUGAUUUUGGAUUACAAGGCGCGGGAGCUUGUGGUGGGAGGCGGGCGGGUGAAGAAGCAUACGAAGGGAGGGAAAGGGAAGGCGCAUCACAAGACGAUGAGGAUGGUGCCGGCGGCGGGGACUCUCCGUUGGGAGGAGAAAUGGCGGUGGUGGAAGUGGUGGAGCGAGAGGGAGGCGGUGUGUAAGGAUGCAAAGGUGGGUCCGACGGCGGAGUUUCGGUGGAAUCGACAGCGGAAGGAGGUUACGGAGGAGGAACCGGGGAUGUUUCACGUGGUGACGACGAGGGAUAGGAUAAUCCAUUUUGUUUGUGAAGGUGGGGAUGAGAUGGCGGAGCUUUGGGUUAGAGGGAUCAAGAUUGUCACUCGGGAAGCCAUAUUCGGCACUCAACAACAAUUCUUUUAG